AUGACGAUGACCAUUCAUCUAGGGAUUCCGUUUGCUCUCGCACUCGUGGUCUUCUCUUUGAUGUUCUUUCCUGCGAGCCAUCUUCGUGAGACUACAGUGAGCAACAUGGAGGGUGUUGAGUCAUCACAAGAUGAAACUGGGUCACUUCUCAGUGUCGACAGCGCUUCGAAUCGCGAAGAGACUGAUUUAGAGCGCACUGCUGGAGACCUGCUCCCGUCGCGAGCCGUCAUAUUCAGUACAUGUUUUAUCUGCUUCUUUUUCUUCCAGGUAGCAAGGGACUCCACGAACUAUUUGAUCCCUUGGGUAUCUUUACGUUUUGGAGAGACCAUGGCCCGGGCCGGGCUUCUGUUCUCACUACGCGCAAUCAUGUCGUCCCUUCUAUACUUCGUUAUCUUGCCACUUGCAACUUCUUGGAUAGACAAGAGUUGGCCAAGUGCAAACAGAGAUAUUACACUUUCUGCAUCUGGUGCUUUUUGCUGUACAUUGGGCACUCUCAUUGUCGCAGCCGCACCAAACCUUCCGACAGUUGCUUUUGGAUUUGCACUAUCGGUUCUUGGAUCAAGCAUGACCGUCACAUUGCGAUCUUUCCUUGCCUCAAAUGUGCAGAAUGCCUUUUCGGGGCGGUUAUUCGCGGGUAUCUCGAUGACAGGGACGAUUGGUAGCCUCAUUGGCAUGCCCAUCAUGGGAGCUGCCUAUUCUUUGGGCAUCAACUACAAUAUUGGGCUUCCUUUCUUGGUUUCAGCACUAUCGUACUCCCUCGUACUUGGACUCCUUGUAUGGCUUGCAUCGAGAUUCUGA
This is a messenger RNA of Fusarium fujikuroi IMI 58289, 798 nucleotides long. RefSeq lists its product as uncharacterized. Gene Ontology annotation, biological process: transmembrane transport. The transcript is spliced from 3 exons. Gene Ontology annotation, molecular function: transmembrane transporter activity. Bases 1 to 798 code for a protein of 265 amino acids. Gene Ontology annotation, cellular component: membrane. The record is from RefSeq and is a predicted model, not a curated record. Lineage: Eukaryota; Fungi; Ascomycota; Sordariomycetes; Hypocreales; Nectriaceae.